CGGAGCAAGAAGAAAGAAAGACCUCCAUCGGCCGACCGACGACCAUGCGGGCGAGCUGCAACGGCUGCCGGGUGCUGCGCAAGGGCUGCGCCGACGACUGCACCAUCCGCCCCUGCCUGGCCUGGAUGAGGAGCCCCGACGCGCAGGCCAACGCCACCGUCUUCCUAGCCAAGUUCUACGGCCGCGCCGGGCUGAUCAACCUGCUCGCCGCCGCCCCCGACGACGCCCAACGCCCGGCGCUCUUCCGCUCGCUGCUCUACGAGGCGUGCGGCCGGGCGACCAACCCCGUCUACGGCGCCUCCGGGCUCUUCUCCACGGGGAACUGGGAGGCCUGCCAGGCCGCCGUCCAGGCCGUGCUCGAGGGCCGCCGCAUCCCUCAGGUCGGCGCCGACCAGGCCGCCCCGCACCCCGGCCUCACGGCCGCCUACGGCGUCCGCCGUAUCCCCAAGGACACCAUCGACCGCGCGCCCGCCGCGCUCCGCGUCUCGCGCGCUGGCCGCACUAGCUUCAAGCGCGCGUCCCCCUCCUCUUCGGCGGCCGGACGCAACGGGUCGGACUGCAGCCACGACCACGUUGUUGAAGACGACGGCAAGGCGCCUGAAGACAUGCACAAGAGGGGAGAGUCGUCGUCGUCGGAGGCCGAGGCGGGCUCCCACGUGAGCCAGGCAGCGCAGAGCGCGAGCGCCACUGUGCCGCAGGUGGCACAGGACGACGGCGAAAUUGGGCUGGAGCUGACCCUCGGGUUCGGGCCGGCCACGCGCGUGCUGAGGUCGCCGCCGCCGCCGCCGCCGCCGCCGCCAGCAGCGCGAGCCAUGUCCGGCCAUAUCGGCCUGCUGCUUGGGCUGACGGUGUGAGACCAGAGACGCGGCGACAGUGUCACAGUGCCGUCCUUCAUUCUAGUAGUAGCUGUCUAGCUGAGAGAGACAGAGUCACAAGUGGCAGUUUUGGGAUUACCGUUCGUGUCAUAGUGACACCUUUUGGAUAGAGAUGUCUCUUAUCAUA
Hordeum vulgare subsp. vulgare (domesticated barley) is the source of this 1002-nucleotide messenger RNA. Its product is annotated as LOB domain-containing protein 41-like. The record is from RefSeq and is a predicted model, not a curated record. NCBI's taxonomy places the organism in Eukaryota, Viridiplantae, Streptophyta, Magnoliopsida, Poales, Poaceae. Bases 45 to 854 code for a protein of 269 amino acids. The transcript has a single exon. Gene Ontology annotation, biological process: regulation of gene expression.